CUCUCAGAGAAAGAUAAGCCCUAUGUAGAUAUCCAGGGACUGACAGCCUCCACCAUGGAAAUCCUGCUAGACUUUGUAUACACAGAAACUGUUCAUGUGACAGUAGAAAAUGUCCAAGAAUUGCUCCCAGCAGCAUGUCUGCUUCAGCUGAAAGGUGUGAAACAAGCUUGCUGUGAGUUUCUAGAAAGCCAGCUGGAUCCAUCAAAUUGUUUGGGCAUUCGGGAUUUUGCUGAGACACACAAUUGUGUUGAUCUAAUGCAAGCUGCAGAGGUCUUCAGCCAGAAACAUUUUCCAGAGGUGGUUCAGCAUGAAGAGUUUAUCCUCUUAAAUCAAGAAGAGGUUGAAAAGCUCAUCAAGUGUGAUGAAAUUCAG
This is a messenger RNA of Eurypyga helias (sunbittern), 372 nucleotides long. RefSeq names its product kelch-like protein 12. The annotation marks the transcript as partial. The record is from RefSeq and is a predicted model, not a curated record. NCBI's taxonomy places the organism in Eukaryota, Metazoa, Chordata, Aves, Eurypygiformes, Eurypygidae. The transcript is spliced from 2 exons. Gene Ontology annotation, molecular function: protein binding.